This is a messenger RNA of Mauremys reevesii (Reeves's turtle), 5571 nucleotides long. RefSeq names its product adhesion G protein-coupled receptor G4 (gene ADGRG4). Gene Ontology annotation, cellular component: membrane. NCBI's taxonomy places the organism in Eukaryota, Metazoa, Chordata, Testudines, Geoemydidae. The transcript has 29 exons. Gene Ontology annotation, biological process: cell surface receptor signaling pathway; adenylate cyclase-activating G protein-coupled receptor signaling pathway. Bases 814 to 5388 code for a protein of 1524 amino acids. The record is from RefSeq and is a predicted model, not a curated record. Gene Ontology annotation, molecular function: G protein-coupled receptor activity.
UCCUUCCCCAUCCCUGUUCCUCUCCCUUUCCUCACCCCCCUUCACUCCCCCUCACAGUUUCUCCCACCCUCCUUCCGCCCUGCCCCAUCUCCACAGCCAGAGGAGCCCCCUUCCCACCAGCUGCAGGAUGGGCACCGUUCCCACCACGCGCUUGGGAAUCCUUUCAAGUCUAGCCCCCCUUUGCUGCACAUUCGCACCCAGAGCAAUCCGUGAGCUGCCAGGACAGUAGGUGCCAUUCUCCCGGCGUACCGUGUAGUAACUGCAAAAACCGCGACACUAGGGGCCCCAAAGCACAACGUGGGUUAACAGUAAUAAAGAACAGUCUAGGUCAGGCUGGGCAUCAGAUCUCUGCCCAUCCAGUGACUGAGAGCCUGGUACUGAGAACUGAAUCAUGAUCCUGUGGCAGCAUAGAAUACUACCACCACCAUACUACCUAGUGACAGCAUUAUGGUUCUUGGGGGGUCCCCAAGCAAGAACAUGGCCUAAAGCUGCUGGAAGCGAAUAUCAAACCAUGGGUUGCUGCCCAGUCAGCACUUCCCUGGCAAAAAACAUCUACUGGGCACUUAAUAAAAGUUCUUUCAGCUAUAAUUGUGUGGGGAAACAGUGACACCCAGUGGGUACUAAGGGCAGUAAAUGUCUAUUCCAAGGUCUCAUCACAUCAAAUUCUUUCCAAGGCAACACUGUAUUCAGAAUCCAUGAUUCCAGCAAGCCACAAAGACUCUCCUACUAAAAUCAGGGUGAAAUGUGUGCGACGUUUGGCAAAAAUCUACCUUGAUUUUUAUUUGCUGCCUCCCUACCAGAAUAUGUCUAGAAAUGAAGACACCUAUGUGGAGUCCUGUACAACACUUUCCUGACAAGUUUCUUUGUGGCCUGAUUGUCACAGCCAGUCUUUUCCUUCUCUCAGAAACAAAUUUCCUGAAAGGAAAAAAACUGGAUUUAUUUGGAAGGAACGAUAAGUAUGUCUCCUUGGCCAACACCAGCAUCCCCUCACUAUGCCAAUUCACUGUGUGCAUUGAUCUAUACAGAAGCACAAAUGUCAGUUCUUGGACAGCAUUUUCGUACCAUACAAACAGCAACUCCACUGACAUAAAUGAUCUCGAGCUCGGACUCUGCGGUGAAAACAAACAUCUAAGACUGUAUCUUUUUGGCACAACGAUAGACAUUGAACGUGAUUUAAUUCUUUUUAUAUGGCACAGUGUGUGCUGCAUAUGGGAUGGUAAUAAGGGACUGCUGCAAGUCUACCACAAUGGCAGCUUAUUGUCUGAUAAAGUGAUUAAUGGAACCAUGUGCCUGGAACCAGCCGGGAGCUUGGUGCUAGGGCAUUUGCACAAAAUCCAGAACGGCAAUAUUGUUCGGAGCAGCAGCAGCUUCAUUGGCAGCUUGUACUACUUUCAACUGUGGGACAGAAUCAGAGAGCAGAGUGAGUUAAAGACAUGUUCCCCAGGAAAUAUCGUCAGCUGGAGGGAGGAUUAUUGGCACUUUGACAACAUAGUUCCAAUCGCUGACCCUCAACUGCGCUGCGGCUCAGAGGAAGCAUCAUCAACAGCUGCUACUACAUUAUCUCCACCCACAUCUACUAAUGGUAGCACUCCAACUUUCACUGGAGAUGCAACAACUGAAGAUACAACCAUAGCUGUUCCUGGAUAUACUACUAUACAUUAUACAACCAUAUCUGUCCCUGAGCCAACAGAGAUGACAAGAGCCGAAUCCUCUACUACUGCUGCAACACCUCAAGCACCCGAGACCACAUUAACGGUUAACCCGGAUGGGACCACAUAUACACUCCUAUCCUCUUCCACAACAUCAACGCCCAGUACCUCAGUUACCGUGCCCGGGACUACGCAGCCAUUGACAUCUGCCGGGACCACAGCGUCACCCACCUCCUCUUCCACAACAUCAACGCCCAGUACCUCAGUUACCGUGCCCGGGACUACGCAGCCAUUGACAUCUGCCAGGACCACAGCGUCACCCACCUCCUCUUCCACAACAUCAACGCCCAGUACCUCAGUUACCAUGCCCGGGACUACGCAGCCAUUGAUAUCUGCUGGGACCACAGCUUCACCCACCUCCUCUUCCACAACAUCAACGCCCAGUACCUCAGUUACCGUGCCCGGGACUACGCAGCCAUUGACAUCUGCUGGGACCACAGCGUCACCCACCUCCUCUUCCACAACAUCAACGCCCAGUACCUCAGUUACCGUGCCCGGGACUACGCAGCCAUUGACAUCUGCUGGGACCACAGCUUCCCCUACCUCCUCUUCCACAACAUCAACGCCCAGUACCUCAGUUACCGUGCCCAGGACUACGCAUCCGUUGAUAUCUGCUGGGACCACAGCGUCACCCACCUCCUCUUCCACAACAUCAAUGGCCAGGACCUCAGUUACUGUGCCCAGGACUACGCAUCCGUUGAUGUCUGCUGGGACCACAGCUUCACCCACCUCCUCUUCCACAACAUCAACGCCCAGUACCUCAGUUACCGUGCCCAGGACUAUGCAGCCAUUGACAUCUGCUGGGACCACAGCUUCACCCACCUCCUCUUCCACAACAUCAAUGCCCCGUACCUCAGUUACCAUGCCCAGGACUACGCAUCCGUUGAUAUCUGCUGGGACCACAGCUUCACUCAAACCUAAUGAGACUGUUCCUACUUCCAAACCUGGUGAGGCAACAUCACAACCUAUUGUAACUACAUCUACCACUAAACCUACUUGUAUUUUGCCUGUUUCCAGAACAACAGUGACAACCUUAUCUACAGAUACCAAAUCCACAUCUGUAUCUACACCUGAUCUGUCCACUACAGUAAAAUCAGAUAAAAAAGUUACCUUCUAUGACAUCAAAAUGAACUUUUCUCUCUUGUAUGAAACUCAGAGAACUCCUGAUUAUUAUGAUGCAAACAACCUUGCUAAAAACUGGUUCAAUGCCAGAUUUCCUGAAGGUGAAUGUGUUGUGACAGAUUAUUAUGUAAAAACUGCAGGCAGAUAUAGGAAUAAUUCUUCAGGAGGAAGUGUCCAUGGGAGAGCUGAUAUGGAAGAAAAGCAGAAUUCACAAAGCUAUGCCUCCAAAGCCAUCAUAAAAGCCACAUCCACUCACCCACAAGAAGACUUGAUCAUCAUGAUAAAAGAAAGGUUGCAAAGGACGUACAAAGAGGGGCCCUUCUCUGUGGAACCUGAAGAUAUGAUUGUCAGUCCAAUUGCUCCAGGUACUUGCCCAGAAGAAUGUAGGUUAACCUACAAAGGGAAAUAUCUGUGGACACAGACUAAUCCUGCUAGCACAACUGAAUUAAGAUGUGAGAAAAAUUCUAAGCACUCUGCCACCAGGAGUUGCAGGAUAAAUAUUAAGAGUGGGAAAGCUUAUUGGGGAAGACCAAAUAUGACACAAUGUAAAUUGCUGGAAGAAAAACUUCCAAAUAAUAUUGUGGGUCUUAAGAACAUUACCAUAACAGAAGAAAAUGCAGAGGAUGUUGCAGAGCACCUUUUAAAUCUGAUGAAAAACUUUACUAAAUUGGAUGAGGUAGAAACUGAGGUUAUUGUAAACAAACUCUCGGCUAUUUCAAAGUGUGAUGAGAUAAGCGAGACACUUGCUGAGAUUAUAUUAAUAAUACUGAACUCUGUUUUGCUGAAUGAAAUGAAUACACAGGACUUGCAAACAGCCACCAAUAGAGUCUUAAGGACAACUGAAGAGAUAGGUUUCAAGAUGCCUUAUACUGGGAGAAAUAAAUCAGUAAUAUUGGCUGUACUGGCUUUGGCUGUGAUACGUCCAGAUCCCAGUGGUUUCCAAGGAGCAGCCUUUGGUGUUACAUCAUAUAAGAAAGGCAUUGAUCUCACGAUUGAUAUACGUGAAAAACCUUUUAAAAAGGCUUGUGCUGCUGUGUUUUUGCCAAGAUUGCUGAGGAACUACUUGGGGAGCCAUUCUUCAGCUCCAGGACAUUAUUCAAAGAUUCAGUUUAUUUUUUUUGGAACAACUUCGUUCUUUGUGGAUGACAGUUGGAGGAAUGAAAAGUUGAACACCUAUGUUGUGAGUGCCAGCAUUGAAAAUGUAUCAAUUCACAACCUCAGUGAGCCAGUGAAUAUUAUUCUACAGCAUAUAGAACCAAACACGGACAAUGCUACAGUGCACUGUGUGUUUUGGGACUUUAUGAAGAACAAUGGACUGGGUGGUUGGAAUACAUCAGGGUGUGAAGUGAAACACAAAGAUAUGUAUUACACAAUCUGUUAUUGUAACCAUCUUACCCAUUUUGGAGUGUUGCUGGACUUAACCCGGAGAAAGAUAGAUGGUGUGAAUCAUCGCAUAUUAACUCUGAUAACCUAUGCAGGAUGUGGAGCCUCUGCCCUUUGCUUGGGGGUAGUGCUGGUGAUGCACCUAACUCUUGACAAGCUUCGCAGAGAUUAUCCUUCAAAAAUCCUGCUAAAUCUCUGCACUGCACUGCUGAUGCUAAACCUGAUAUUCCUGGUCAAUUCCUGGCUGUCAUCAUUUAACAACCGUGGCCUGUGUAUCACAGUGGCUGUGUUUCUUCAUUACUUUCUGCUUGCAGCCUUCACAUGGAUGGGCCUGGAAUCUCUUCACAUGUACUUUGCUCUCAUCAGAGUCUUCAGUACAUACAUUCCAAACUAUAUACUGAAAUUCUGCAUUGCUGGGUGGGGAAUACCAGCUGUUGUAGUUGCUACUCUCCUCAUUAUAAAUACGGACUUUUAUGGCAAGAACUCACUCACUUUUUUCUGCUGGAUUCAAGAUGAUGUUGUCUUUUACAUCUCCGUAGUCGCCUAUUUCUGCUUAAUAUUUCUGAUUAACAUAGUGAUGUUCAUCAAUGUUCUUCUUCAAAUUCAUAUCAUGAAAUCAAAGCAGCAAAUAAAAUCCAAGAACUGGAAGCAGAGCUUUCUUCAUGAUCUGCGGAGCACGGUCAGCCUAUCAUUCUUACUCGGCUUAACCUGGGGUUUUGCCUUUUUUGCCUGGGGAUCAGCAAGGAUUUUUUUCUUGUAUGUCUUCGCCAUUUGUAACACACUGCAAGGGCUCUUUAUCUUUGUAUAUCAUUGCCUGAUGAAAGAGACGGUGAGGAAGCAGUGCCGAGUGCACUUUUGCUGGGGGAGGUUUCGGCUCAAUAAUUAUUCUGAUUGGAGCAGGGCAGGAACAUCUACGGGAUAUAAACCAAAAAAUUUAGAGCAUAAACUAUCAUCACAUUCUUUGAAAUCAACCAAGUCUCUGAAGUCUAAUGCAACAAGCUCAACUUCCAAUGGUUCAGGCUCCUUACCGGAGACGUCUUUGGAUAUGGACUUGAGAGCAGCUGAGGUGCAAUACACCAGGCUCUGUAACUCCGUCUGCUUAUCAGGGAAAACAUCCUCGGGCAAGAAGAAUAUCACCUGUGGAUCUAUAACUGCACAGUACGCAGAAAACUAAGUUUUUGCAGUGAUACCCAACCUGUUUUUUUCUGCUUAGCUGAAGACUGUCCUUUUUUUGUGGCCUGUACAAAUAAAUGUUUGUCCAAGUAUUUAUUUUUUUAAUUAUAAAAUAAGCAUUCUGAAGAUUGUUAUAGGGCUAAAGUCCUGCUCAUGCAACCCUUUUGGCUUUAAUGGUGCACAU